Molecule: messenger RNA, 1540 nt
Organism: Schistosoma turkestanicum
Lineage: Eukaryota; Metazoa; Platyhelminthes; Trematoda; Strigeidida; Schistosomatidae
Source: the annotation of a GenBank genome assembly
UAAACACCCGAUUAGAAUGGAUUCAAAUUCGAACGAUGAAGUCGAACCACUGAAACUGGAUGAAGUAAAGGAGAGUUUCAUAAAGAAAGCAAACAAAUUUGAUUAUAUUCGGUUAAGUUUUACUGAUCUUAAUGGGAUUCAUCUCAGUAAGCUAUUAUCUACACGAUUCGCGAGGAAGGUUGCAAACGGGGAAAGUGAAGUUUACUCAGGAGCAAUAACAAGUGGAGCUCGAGGUGAAGUAUUCGACGUGCCAGCAAUAAUAGAAAGAAAACAUGUAAACAGUAAACUUAAACCUGAUCUGUCAACUUUUCAUCCAUGCUACUGGAUUUCAAAUGGAAGAGCGCAACAUUCUAAUGAUAAUAAUGUUGAUCUUGAUGACAAUCGUGAGAAUAGAAAAUAUUCUAUUUGUGCUGUUUUGUGUGAUUUAGCCUGGCCAAAUAAUGAACCAAUGAAAGCUCAUCCAAGAGUCGCAGUAAAAACUCUCAUUGAUGAACUGCAAACUAAAUAUAAUUUACGUUUAUUUUCUGCUUUCGAGCCUGAAUUUAGAGCUUUUGAAAAAGGCACAUUUGAAAAGACAUGCCUAAAACCAACAAAGGCACGUGAGGUUAAUUCAUCUUCAUUUAAUCUUCCCAUUCCGUAUACCAAAUUUGGUGAUAUAUACAGAACAAGCCUACUAUCAGUCUAUGAAGACUUUUUCAUCGAUAUUGAUCAUAACAUGCAACUUGCUAACAUAAACAUUCAAGAUUACAGUAAUGAGGAUGGAGAAGGGCAGUUAGAAUCGCCGUUAGUACCAACAUGGGGGCUAUCUGCUGCAGAUAAUUAUUUUAUAUUGAAGCAAGCUAUUAAAGAGAUAGGUGAAAAACACAGUAUGGAGAUUUCGUUUAUGACUAAGCCCUUACUGAACGCUAGUUCCAGUGGAUGUCAUUAUAACCAUUCACUGUGGUAUGCCGAUACUGGUCAGAAUGCAUUUUAUGAUAAGAAAGAUCCCGAUGGUUUAUCUUUGAUUGCUCGCCACUGGAUCGGCGGCCUGAUAGAGCACCUUCCAGCAAUGCUAGCUAUUUGUUCACCAACUAUUAACUGCUAUAGAAGACUAAAUAAGUUUUUUGCACCGGGUGCUGUAAACUGGGAUUUUCGUGACAGAUUUGUAGCUGUUCGCGUUAAAAAUUUUGAUGAGAAGAACACAUACAUUGAAAACCGCAUCCCAUCAUCUGCUUCUUGCCCCUACCAUGUUCUGGCCGCUACUUUAGCGGCUGGUAUGGAUGGCUUAGAUCGUCAGCUCGAACCACCACCUCCUGGUCAGAAACCGUCAGAAAACGGAACUGAUGAUCGCGUGAAAAUGCUACCGUCCACCUUUCAGGAAGCCCUACAAAAAUUGAAAGAAGAUAAAAUAUUCACGAAAAAGUUGGGGAGUGACUUUUUUGAAUGGUAUACUCUCGUGAAAGAACUCGGUGAUUUGGGUUCGCUUGGUCAUUUGGAUAUAGACGAUAAUCAGGAGGAAACUCUGGCUUUCGAAAGAUAUGAAUAUCUUAAGUUUACUUAA